Molecule: messenger RNA, 3479 nt
Organism: Tarenaya hassleriana
Lineage: Eukaryota; Viridiplantae; Streptophyta; Magnoliopsida; Brassicales; Cleomaceae
Product: copper-transporting ATPase RAN1-like
Exons: 9
Coding region: 220-3315 (1031 amino acids)
Biological process (GO): monoatomic cation transport
Cellular component (GO): membrane
Molecular function (GO): ATP hydrolysis activity; ATPase-coupled monoatomic cation transmembrane transporter activity; copper ion binding
Source: RefSeq, a predicted model, not a curated record
AAAAUCUUCAUCUUCAUUUUCAUUUUCUUUUUUAUUUUAAAUUUUAUCUUCAUUCUCUCUCCUUCUUGUCACGAAAUUCCACCAUUUCUCUCCAUACAGAGGAAUAGAAUCAAUCUCUACAUAUAUAUAUAUGCGUAUGCUCAUACAUAAACAAGAAUCCUAGCUUUGACCUCGUCGUAGGCGUGUCUCCGCCUGCUUCUCGUCGGAAUCGUUAAGGAUAUGGCGCCGAGUGGACGGGGCGUUCAGUUGAUACCGGUAUCGUCUUCGGCCGCGGCGGCGGAGGCGGCGAUCGGCAUUAGAGAUUCCGAUUUCGGGGCGAUGGAGGAGGUCAGGCUCCUCGACGCGUACGAUGACGGAACCACCGGGGAUUUGAGUAGGGUCGAGGAAGGCGGCGGGAGUGGCGGUGUGAGGAGGAUUCAGGUUAGAGUGACAGGCAUGACUUGCGCUGCUUGUUCUAAUUCCGUAGAAGGAGCAUUGAGGAGCGUUAAUGGCGUACUGAGCGCCUCCGUAGCCUUGUUGCAGAAUAGGGCCGAUGUCGUUUUCGAUCCCGAUCUGGUCAAGGAGGAGGACAUUAAAGAAGCCAUUGAAGAUGCUGGAUUUGAAGCAGAGAUUCUGUCGGAACCUAACACCACAGGGACAAAAGCACAAGCUACCACCUUGGUUGGGCAGUUUACCAUUGGAGGGAUGACCUGUGCUGCCUGUGUUAAUUCAGUCGAAGGCAUUCUAAGAGAUCUUCCUGGUGUCAAAAGGGCAGUAGUGGCCUUGGCUACUUCAUUAGGAGAAGUCGAGUAUGACCCGGCUAUAACCAGCAAAGAUGAUAUAGUUAACGCAAUCGAGGAUGCUGGUUUUGAGGCUUCACUUGUGCAGAGCAGUCAGCAAGAUCAAAUUGUGUUAAGUGUUAAUGGCAUCUUUAGUGAAUUUGAUGCACAGAUCCUAGAAGGUAUACUCACUCGGUUGAGUGGGGUUAGACAAUUUUGUCUUGACCGGAUAUCGGGAGAACUGGAGAUGGUUUUCGAUCCUGAGGUUGUCAGUUCAAGAUCCUUGGUGGAUGGGAUCGAAGGAGGAAGCAAUGGGAAGUUCAAGUUGCGGGUAAUGAAUCCUUACGAAAGGUUGAACUCUAAAGACACCGGAGAAGCUGCAAGUAUGUUUCGGCUUUUCAACACCAGUCUUUCUCUCAGUAUUCCUCUGUUCUUCAUCAAAGUUGUGUGCCCACAUAUCCCUAUGCUAGACUCCUUGCUGGUUUGGAGAUGUGGACCAUUUAUGAUGGGUGAUUGGUUGAAAUGGGCAUUGGUAAGUAUUAUUCAGUUUGUUGUCGGGAAGCGUUUCUACGUUGCAGCAGGAAGAGCUCUUCGAAAUGGUUCGACUAAUAUGGACGUUCUGGUCGCGCUUGGAACCUCAGCUUCUUACUUCUACUCUGUCGCGGCUCUUCUGUAUGGAGCGGUCACUGGGUUUUGGUCUCCAACAUACUUUGAAACGAGCGCUAUGCUGAUAACGUUUGUCUUGUUGGGAAAGUAUUUGGAAGCUCUCGCAAAGGGAAAGACGUCAGAUGCUAUUAAGAAACUCGUAAAACUCGCUCCCGCCACCGCAAUUCUGCUCGUCAAUGGCAAAGGCGGAAAGGCGGUUGGGGAAAGAGAGAUAGAUGCUUUGCUGAUUCAGCCUGGCGACACGUUGAAAGUUCUUCCGGGUACAAAGAUCCCGUCAGACGGUGUCGUGACAUGGGGAACAAGUUACAUAAACGAGAGUAUGGUGACGGGUGAAUCGGUUCCAGUAUCUAAGGAGGUCGAUUCACCCGUAAUCGGAGGUACGAUGAACAUGCAUGGUGUUCUUCACAUCAAAGCUACAAAAGUUGGGUCGGAUGCAGUCCUUAGUCAGAUCAUAAAUUUGGUCGAGACAGCUCAAAUGUCUAAAGCUCCUAUUCAGAAGUUUGCCGAUUAUGUCGCUAGCAUUUUCGUCCCGAUAGUGAUUACUUUGGCACUAUUCACUUUAUUGGGCUGGCUAAUUGGCGGAGCCAUUGGAGCUUACCCAGAAGAAUGGCUGCCGGAAAACGGAACUUACUUCGUUUUCUCGCUCAUGUUUGCAAUAUCGGUUGUAGUAAUAGCUUGCCCGUGUGCUCUCGGGCUGGCAACUCCGACCGCUGUUAUGGUCGCGACGGGAGUCGGGGCAAGUAAUGGCGUUUUGAUCAAAGGAGGAGAUGCAUUGGAAAGAGCUCAGAAGGUGAAAUAUGUGAUAUUCGACAAAACAGGCACUCUAACUCAAGGGAAAGCUACUGUUACAACCGCGAAAGUUUUCUCGGAGAUGGACCGUGGAGAAUUCCUUACGCUCGUUGCGUCCGCUGAGGCAAGCAGUGAACACCCGCUGGCAAAAGCAAUAGUCGAAUACGCUCGGCAUUUCCACUUCUUUGAUGAAUCCGAAACAGACAAGAAAGACUCCCGAGUUUCGGGAUGGCUCCUCGAAACCUCGGGUUUCUCCGCUCUUCGCCUAAGGUAUACUCACUCGGUUGAGUGGGGUUGUUGCUGCUUAUCGAUCGGUGAACGUUUCAUUCUGGGUUUAACCGGCAAUAAUCUUUUUGUUUCGAUCAAGGUCGGGAACCGUAAACUUAUGACGGAGAAUGGUAUCGCCAUCCCGGACCACAUCGAGAAUUUCGUUGUGGAACUCGAAGAAGGUGCAAAGACGGGAAUACUCGUUGGCUACGACAGCAAAUUGGUAGGUGUAAUCGGAGUUGCGGAUCCGCUAAAGCGAGAAGCGGCCGUCGUCGUGGAGGGUCUCCUUAAAAUGGGAGUUAGACCCAUAAUGGUCACCGGAGAUAACUGGAGAACAGCCAUGGCGGUCGCCAAGGAGGUCGGGAUCGAGGAAGUGAGAGCGGAGGUGAUGCCAGCAGGGAAAGCGGACGUGAUCCAUUCGUUGCAGAGAGACGGAAACACGGUGGCAAUGGUGGGAGACGGGAUAAACGAUUCGCCAGCUUUGGCCGCAGCCGACGUGGGAAUGGCGAUAGGGGCGGGGACGGAUAUAGCCGUGGAAGCGGCGGACUACGUCCUGAUGAGGAACAACCUCGAAGACGUGAUCACGGCCAUCGAUCUCUCCCGGAAAACGUUCUCGAGGAUCAGGCUGAAUUACGUUUUCGCCAUGGCCUACAACGUGGUGGCCAUCCCGGUGGCGGCCGGAGCGUUCUACCCGGCGCUGAGGGUUCAGUUGCCGCCGUGGGCUGCCGGCGCGUGCAUGGCACUCUCCUCGGUCAGUGUGGUUUGCUCCUCGUUGUUUCUCAGGAGAUACAAGAAACCAAGACUCACCACUGUCUUGGAGAUCACAGUGGAAUAGUUAGUGUGUGUAAUGGACCGACCCCCCUUUUUAUUUUUUUUGGAAAAAACUAAUAACAGUUUUUUUUCGUGUUUUGUAAAAUUCCACGGAAUUGAAUUUUGUUGUAACGACUUGAUCCAGAAAACGGUCCGUUAAAUCGUAUGAUUACAGCGGCUGUUCAAAUA